Molecule: messenger RNA, 757 nt
Organism: Cetraspora pellucida
Lineage: Eukaryota; Fungi; Glomeromycota; Glomeromycetes; Diversisporales; Gigasporaceae
Source: the annotation of a GenBank genome assembly
AUGAUAGAAUCAUCUGUUCCCGAAAUAAUUCGUUACACGAUUUUCACACAAUCAACUGUGUACUUCGAGAAUCGUGUGAUUGAAUUGAUAAUCGUAAAUGCUCAAAUCUCUCUCUUACAAAAAGCUCGGGAUUUAGUAAUCCCCCAUACUCCUAGUGAAGCUUCAAGUCAACAGGUUCCUAGUGAAAUUUCAAACCAUGCUACUAACGAAAUUUCAACAAACAAUAAUAUUCCCAAUGAAGUUUCAACUUUAAAUUAUUGUGUUUCCGAUGAAAUUUCAAGUCAAAAUGAAAUUUUAGCUUCAAAUAAUCAUGUUCUUAAUAAACCUUCAAAUAAUUCCACUUCUAACGAAGCCUCAAAACAGAAUGGAAUAUCAAAUAACUAUAUUCAUAAUGAAGCUUCUACUUCGAGCAAACAUAUUCCUAAUGAAACUUCAAGCCAACAUAUUCUUUAUGGGACUUCAAGACAGCAUAUUUCUAAUGAAACUUCAAGCCAGUAUAUUUCUAAUGAGACUUCAAGUCAACAUAUUCUUAAUGAAACCUCAAGGCAGCAUCAGCAAAUUCCUAAUGAAACUUCAAGUCAACAUAUUCUUAAUGAAACCUCAAGACAGCAUCAGCAAAUUCCUAAUGAAACUUCAAGCCAGUAUAUUCCUAAUGAGACUUCAAAUCAACAUAUCUAUAAUGAAACUUUAAAUAAUCCAGCCUAUGAGAAUAGUAUACUUGCAUCUCUACCCAGUGAUGCAUCAAAACAAUGUUUAG